Molecule: messenger RNA, 1860 nt
Organism: Tetrahymena thermophila SB210
Lineage: Eukaryota; Ciliophora; Oligohymenophorea; Hymenostomatida; Tetrahymenidae
Product: B-box zinc finger protein
Exons: 3
Source: RefSeq, a predicted model, not a curated record
AUGAGACCUCAGCGUUCAUGUGCUGGUAAAAAACGAUAUAACCCAGAAGAAUAUGACACUGAUUAGUCAUAUAAAAAUUGUUUCGAUAUAUUCUGUACAGUACAUCUUAAGGAAAGAAUUAUUUCAGUCUGUAAAGAUUCUAAAUGUGAUCAAGAGUCUGCUCUUAUCUGUUCCAACUGUGUCUAAAGUCAUAAAAAACACAAAACGAUUCUCUUAAAUACAUUUUUUAAGGAUAUUUAACACUUUGAGCUUUAAGAAUACAAAAAUUUCAGAAAAAUAUUCGAAAGUAAUGAAAGAAGCAUUAAAGAUAACUUAGAUAAACUAGAGACUGUUUUCAAUCAAUUCGAAGAUUUAAAAAACUCAAAGGAAGAAAUCAACAAAAUCACUUAGUAAUUGGAUUUUUUUUAAAAGUAAUCAAAAAUUUAAAAGAAACAUCUCAAAAUGAUAAAGAGUGAUUAAUUCUUCGAAAUGGCUGAAUAAGAAACGGAUAUCUUUAAUAGUAAAGAUCCUUUAUUUGAUAUCAUAAAUUUGUUUGCAAAAUCUUUUUAUGCAUCAGCUAUGGUAAAAUCAUAAAAAGAAAAAGCAAAUACUGCAGUAUAUUUACUCAACCAAGAAACAAUAAUAUAAAAAAUGAAUGAACUUAAUGAAGAAAUAAAAUCUCAAAUUUCUAAGAUUAAUAAAACACAAAAGGAUAAAUAAUAGAUCGGAGAAACACCUAAGUACGGUGCACUAAUACCAAUCUGUUAUGCUGUUGCUCAUUCUACAAUAAAUUCCUCAUUACAGAUAGACCAAGAACUUUUUACUAGUGAAGAAAGAAAAGAUAUUGGUCUUAUAGGCUACAUUAAUAAAGAAAAAUUUUUAACUAUUGGAAGAAAUAAUUAAUUAAAAAUAUGGGAAGUAGAUAAAUUGAAUUGUGUAUUUAAUAUUCCAUUUUAACUUCCAGUAAAUCAGAGUUUUUUUUAUUGUAGAAAAAUGAAUUUAGUAAUAAUGAAUGGGCACCCAUAAACAAAAAAGGGUUUUUCUUUAAUGAAUUUCUAAAAUUAAAAUACAUCUUUGAAGCUUGUAAAGCAUUUUAAUGUUAGAAAUCAUUUAUUUGAUAGCAUUUUGAAUUCAUUCAUUAAAAACUAAAAAUUGCUUUUGAUUCAGAGACAAGGGACAAAAACUCAUGUAGGAAUGUUUGAUGUAAAAAGAAGAAAGUAUAUUAAAUAAUAUUUAUUCAAAGAUCAGUUUACUUUGAGUUGCUGCAUGCCAGAGAUACCUUCAUUCAUAGCUCUUGCAAGUAUGAAAACUAAUAGAUUUGGGUUCUUAAACCUUAUAACAGGAGAAGAAGUUAUGGAUAUUGCUGAUGAUAUAGACAAGUUUGCUAUUUAUACAAUAGAGCCAUUUAGAGAUACUGAUGGUGAGCUAUUCUUUGCAAUAAGUUUGACAACUAAUUUGACAUAAAACCACAUUGUUUUGAAUGAAGUUUAUGAAUACAAACUUCUAAUUUUCAAGCUUGACCAAAGCAACAACAAGUGGAUUUUAAUCUAUCAGAGUAAUUGGGGAAAUCAUAUAUUGUAAAUUUAACAUAGUAGAAAGCUUAAUGGGCUUCUGCUGCUUGAAGGAUUUGACCCAAAAAACUAUAAGCACUCAAACUAUUAAUAUAAUGAAGUUGAAUUUAAGAUGAAAAAUGAUGAGAGAUUUAGAUAUUUUAAACUAUCGUUUUUAGAUAUGUUUAAAUUUAAUCUUCAAACUUUAUUGACCCAGAAAAAUGAAAUUAUGUCAUUUUUACAUAAUGAUUUAAAUGGAAAAACAAUUUUAUUCUAAGAAAACUCAAUGAUAAAAGUUAAUUAAUUUAAUUACGAUUACAUUAAAUUAUGA